Molecule: messenger RNA, 614 nt
Organism: Owenia fusiformis
Lineage: Eukaryota; Metazoa; Annelida; Polychaeta; Sabellida; Oweniidae
Source: the annotation of a GenBank genome assembly
UCAAAACCCGACAGCUAGCGCCCCUAGGCAGGCGGCACCCCAACUGCCGUUCCAUAACGUCCCCGGACACCCAUCCAACUCGAAUACAGGGGUGUGGACUCGAAAUUGAGUACGUUUUGAAAUGCAACGAGUACACAAAGAAUCGUUUCUGCGGCGUCUACCCUAGUGAUAAGAUUCCUAUGUUUACUUCCGGCCUUUCCUGCCAAAUAAUUGUCGCCAAUAGUCAGAGAUCGAAUAUGCCAGGAAAACAUUGGCUAUUAUUCUUAGUACCUAAAGAUGUCCACUCAGAUAUCUACUUUGUGGACUCAUAUGGGAAAAAUGUGGACUUUUACAACUCCGACAUCGGUCGGUACGCACAUUUGUCGGAUAGAAAGGUCCGGCAUACAGGGAUUACUCUACAAGGGUACGACACGAACGUGUGCGGCCAGUACACUAUAUAUUUCGCCGUAGAAUGGAGCAAAGGAAGGUCUGUGGAGGACAUAUUAACGGACUUUUCUGAAAUCACUCAAAUGAACGAUGCUCUCGUAGAGAGAUACGUCAAUACUCUUCCAUUUUGCUGCCCUGGAUCCAGGAAAGGACAAACUUGUAAAACUAAGCGAUCGUAUGAAAAUUAA